Ictalurus punctatus (channel catfish) is the source of this 1017-nucleotide messenger RNA. RefSeq names its product heat shock factor protein 5-like. The transcript is spliced from 3 exons. Gene Ontology annotation, biological process: regulation of DNA-templated transcription. Gene Ontology annotation, molecular function: DNA-binding transcription factor activity; sequence-specific DNA binding. The record is from RefSeq and is a predicted model, not a curated record. The coding region runs from base 361 to 1017 and encodes 218 amino acids. NCBI's taxonomy places the organism in Eukaryota, Metazoa, Chordata, Actinopteri, Siluriformes, Ictaluridae.
AUAUGGCAUUUCAUAGGUAUAUACAUGCACUACAUAUACAUGUUUACAUGGUAGUUUAUUAAUCAGAGUAUUGUCUUAAUCGGGUUAAUAGUGGAGUAUUGUUGUCCAUGUAAACGCACUGAUUGACUCCCUUCCAUACAGACAGCAAUACACCAUGACAUCAACACACGAUGACAUCACGACCCAUGACAUCAAAUUCUAAAUUACAAAUUUGUUUUGAUUCAAACCGGUCAGUGAUCAUUGUUGUCCACAAAACCUGAGAAGACGCACACAGCCCAACCAGGAGACCAAAUUGUUGUGGAAAUCAUCAAAGAAACACUCACAGACCUCUGACGUCCUCUGAAGAUCUUUUUAGCUGAUAUGGAAAACACUGAUGCAACUUUUGGCACCUUCAUCAACCCCAACUACUUCCCUGGAAAGUUGUGGCGUUUGGUGAACGAUCCCCAGAUUUGCUCAGUCUGGUGGGACGACAGCGGGGAAGGGAUACUUGUUCAUCAGGAAACAUUCGAAGCCGAAGUGCUAUUGUCCCAACCCACACAUUUGUCUGAGUACUUCAGGACAACUGACUUCAUAAGUUUCGUUCGCCAGCUGAACCUGUACGGCUUCAAAAAACAACGCACGAACAUCUCGGACAAGCAGUCGUACAACUCUUCGAUUAAAGCCCAACUGCACCAUUUUCAAAACCCGUACUUCAAACGGGAUAAGCCCGAGCUCCUGCUCGAUAUAAAGCGACGCACGCCUCUCAAUAAGGCCAAGCUCGCCAGCUUAAAGGUGACGGGCAGGACGCCCAGACGUUUCUAUCACGUGAUGCAGAAUUCAGCACAGGAAACCUCUGGCUUAAUGAGAACAGGUUCAGUCUUGCUUGAACAUCAGGGAACCCCUUACCACCAUCCCUGUAAUGUCCCUCAGCAGGAGCAGAGGAGCAACACACCUCAUCACUCACAGUACGGGUUUUACACACCAGGUGAUGAUUUAAUACAUUUUGACCCCUUUAUAAUAGCUGUGAGCUCAGCCUAA